Molecule: messenger RNA, 2043 nt
Organism: Myotis davidii
Lineage: Eukaryota; Metazoa; Chordata; Mammalia; Chiroptera; Vespertilionidae
Gene: ZP2
Product: zona pellucida glycoprotein 2 (sperm receptor)
Exons: 15
Coding region: 1-2043 (680 amino acids)
Biological process (GO): prevention of polyspermy; binding of sperm to zona pellucida
Cellular component (GO): egg coat
Molecular function (GO): acrosin binding; structural constituent of egg coat
Source: RefSeq, a predicted model, not a curated record
AUGUACCUUAGUAGCAACGGGGCAGUGGCCGUAGGGGAAGCAGAAGAGGAGUGGGAAUGGCUGUACUGGUUGCGGAAAGAUCCCUUUGGUCUUGAAAUGCUGAAUUGCACGUAUGUCCUCAACCCAGAAGAGCGCACCCUACGAGCCCCCUAUGAGACCUGUACCAGCAGAGUGCUUGGUCAGCACCAGAUGACCAUCAGGUUCAUGGACAGCAGUGCUGCUACGGGACGCAAGGCUUUCAUGUAUCAGGUCAGCUGUCCAGCUGCGCCGGCCGGAGGAGCCCAGGAGCACCCAGGAUCCACCCUGUGCACGAAGGAUUUCAUGUCUCCAGGCUUCGGUGUGGGAAGCACACAGCUGUUCCGGGGGCCUUCUGCCUACUGUCAGCAGCUGAUUCAGAAACUCUCCUCCAAGUCACAGCCUCACAUCACGUGUUUUUUUCCCUUCCAGUUUCCCUUUUAUGGUGUUCCUGGCAUGGCUGAUGAAAAUACGGAUCUCCAGCAGCAGGUGGGAUGGAGCAUUGAGGUUGGUCAUGGUGCAGGAGCCAAAACUCUGACCCUUCUGGAGGCCAUGGUGCGAGGAUAUAACAUCCUGAUUGACGACUACAAGAUGACCGUGCAAGUGCCAUUCAAUGCCACCGGAGUGAAUCACUACACGCAAGGUAACAGUCAUCUCUACACGAUGCCUCUGAAGCUCAUCCAUGUAAUUUUUGGACAAAAGACCAUUAUAUCAGCACAAGUGACUUGUCUAUCAGGUCCUGUGACCUGCAAUGCCACGCACAUGACUCUCACCAUCCCAGAGUUUCCCGGGAAGUUAAAAUCCGUGAGCUUUGGAAACAGACACAUUGCCAUGAGCCAGCUGCAUCGGAACGGCAUUGGUACAGAGGCAGCAGGUGGCCUGAGACUGCACUUCAGCAAAGCUCUUCUCAAAAUGAAGUUCUCAGAACGGUGCCUGCCCUAUCAGUUCUACUUACCUUCACUCAAGCUGACAUUUUCCUUCCGACGGGAGAUAGCAUCCAUGGUGGUUUACCCCGAGUGUCUCUGUGAGUCCCCACAUCUCACGGCCACUCUCAUUACAGGCGAGCUGUGCACCCAGGAUGGGUUCAUGGAUGUCCAAGUCCACAGCCACCACAUGAGCCCAGCUCUCAGCCUGGCCACCCUCAGAGUGGGGGACUCCUCCUGCCGGCCUCACUUCGCAGGGACGUCCCGGGGACUGGCGCGGUUUCGCAUCCCCCUGAAUGGAUGUGGGACGACGCACCGGGUCCAGGACGGCGAGGUCAUCUAUGAGAAUGAGAUCCGUGCUCUCCCGGCCGGGCUUCCUCCACGCACCGUGUCCAGAGACGGGGAGUUCAGGUGCGACAACUGCCACAUGAUUGUUUCGGCUGCUGCGCUUCCAGACCAGUCCUACCUGCGCCCGUUUGCGGACGGGGACUACCCGGUGCCACGGCACCUGCGCCAGCCCAUCUACCUGGAAGUGAGCGUCGUCAACAGGACCGACCCCCACAUCAAGCUGGUCCUGGGCGACUGCUGGGCCACGCCCGCCGCCGACCCCUCCGCUCUGCCCCGCUGGACGGUGGUCAAGGACGGCUGUGCAUACAACCUGGACAAGCACAGAACCACCUUCCAUCCCGUUGGCUCCUCUGUGCCCUACCCUGCCCACUACCGGAGGUUCGACGUGAAGACCUUUGCCUUUGUGUCAGCGGCCCAAGUGCUCGCCAGCCUGGUCCACUUCCACUGCAGCGCCUUCCUCUGCGAUCAGCGCUCUCCCCACUCCGCUCUGUGUUCUGGGACUUGCCCUGCGCCACUGAGAAGCAGGCGAGCCACAGGGGCCACUGAAGAAGAGAAAACAAUAAGUCUGCCGGGACCCAUCCUCCUGUUGUCAGAUGACUCCUCGGGCAGAGACACAGUAGAUGCUGCAGGGCACGGAGCUGCUGGAUAUGUUGCUUUCAAAACCAUGGCGGUUGUAGUUGUCUUCGCAGGUGUGGUAGCCGCUCCAGGCCUCGUCUUUUACCUGCGCAAGAAAAGAACCAGGACGUUAAAUCAGUGA